AUGCACUGCACAAGCUUCAUUACUGACCCAUCAUCCUCAUCUCCAUCAGUGGAUGAAGACAGGGAGAAGGAAGGUGAUAUGCUGGUGUCAGUGGCCACUUUGAUCACUGAAGGACGUAUACCGGGUGGUACGGGGCCCAGGAAGUUCUACGAGGGGCCUCACUGCACUCUGAUCAAAGAGGUUGCCGACAGGGGACAUAAGUGCGAUGUUGCCGACAAUCUUUGUAUGAGAUUCAAGAAUGACAAGAAGACUAUCUUAAACUUCAGUCGGAAUAGUGUACCGUUGUGCGUUGAGGUACUCUUGACCUGCCCAUGUAAAAAAAUAAAUGGCAUCACCGGUGGAUCUAUGGAAAAUGUGCAUAUGUUGGAACAGUGGCAUUUUAGCAUCAGUAAAAGAUCAAUCGACUCAUCAUCGUAUUCUCCACCACCUCUGUUCACACUUCUGCAACUAGUCAGCGCGAUCCGUUCCCAGUUGUACUUUUCCCAGAUCACUGCCUGGUUGACGACCCAAGACAAAUCCAGCUCGGGUUCCCGGAUCGCAGAAGACAACUUCCAGUACCACCUGUGCGCUCCAGGGAAGUCAGCGGCUAUGCCUAAGUUCUAUCUUUCAGCUAUCAAGCACGACUUCCCCGCCACUAAUCUCGGAGACGGCAGCGUGAUGAACGUGUCAUUCUUUAGCGUACCUAGAAGCGGCGUUGCAGUACCGCCUGAUAUCACGUGCGACAAUUGUUUGCGAAGAGAAAAGAAAAGGAUAGGAGUGAUUAUGGGUUCAUGCAACCAGAUGCCGUGUAGUAUGGACCUGGACAGAUUGGUUUUGGACGACAGAAUGCAUCCUGUAUGUAAUUUAAAAGGAAAACAUCGGUGUGAAGAUUUCGAGGAAGAUGAACGAAUUAAGGUUAACACGCAACUGAUCAAGAGAUUGUGCCAGAAUAACAAAAGUGCCUGUGAAGCUUCCACCAGCAGAUUGACUAAACCAAAAUUAAAAGUUCAUAAUGGCUGUGAAAAUAAGAACCUCAGUCCACAGGUGAACCAGAGGGUUAAAAAUCUGAUGGAACUACUGGACUCAGAUUCUGAUGAUGAUCUCUCGAAGGACAAGGGCCAGCUUCUGCUGGAGGCCAUAGAACGGAGUGGCGCCAAUAAAAAGGCAAUGGAUGAAAGUGAUAAUGCCAAAUGUGAUAAACCGAGCGAUCGUGAUAUUUUUAGUAUUAGACAGAAGAAUAAUUUCAAUAUAUACGUAGAUAAGCAUUGUGAUACGCCGAUUCCUAUACUUCGACACAAACAGAUGAGAGAAAUAUCCAACGUGGAUAUUGCAAAAUUAAAGAACUCUACAGUCCGACAGAAAAUAACAUUUGAUGAUCUCAAACCAGAGAAGAAAGAGAAGAUAAAGGAGGAAGUUAAGGAAGUGGGAGUGCCAAGUGCAUCAGAGCAAGCUAAGUUUAGGAAGAAUUUGGAUAAUGCUGCAUCCAUGGUGUUCCAUUCGAGAACUGGCUUACCAUUAACUAGUAGCCCCGCUCCUGUCAGAAAAGGAAAGACCUGCUUCGAUUUCGAUUCGUCGCUCAAUUCUGUAUCAGCCAUAAAAAGCGCCCUUUUUUCAACGAGCUUCUCAACAGACGACGAUAGCGAGAGCGACGGCUGCAGCAGUUGUAGUUCGCUGUCCCCGCGCAGCCCUGGCGACCUGCUGCCCAUUUCCGUGGGCGCUCCGCCCCCCUUUGACAAAUACCGACCAAAAAAAGGACAGAACGCCCCAGCUUCCGGCUUAUUAGGAAGCUUUGAGGAAUCAGUUCUAAACGGUCGUUUGGAACCAGUAUCAACCGUCCAUGGAUUUACGGCAGAGUUAGGGGCAAGCGGAUCCUUCGUUCCUAAACAUCUCGUUCUUCCAGUUACAGUAUUUUUCUACACGUUGGGUGACAACGAUAAAGUCUCAGCUCCGUACCUUGGCCAUAUCAACUUGGGAAAGAAAGGCUACAACGUUCCGAAGAGAGGCACACUGCAAGUAACAUUAUUCAAUCCUUUGGGCACUGUGAUCAAGAUGUUUGUGAUCAUGUACGAUUUAUCAGACAUGCCUCCGAAUUCUCAGACGUUUAUACGUCAGAGAACGCUGUACAUGCCGAUGAAUUGCAAAGACACAAAUAUCGAAUGGGGACCAAAAUGGCUUCGAUAUCUCAUCCAUCUCAGAUUCCAAAGUUCUAAAUCAGGAAAGAUCUAUCUACACACUGAUAUAAGAAUGAUAAUAUUUAGAAAAAGCGACAUGGAUACUGCAACGGCUCAUGGAAUUGAUAUGAGUUACGAAUUACGCAGUUUCACGCAUAUCCCUGUCAAUCCGAAGUUCUCUCCAAGAAAGUAACUAGAGGAACAUCUCGAGUUUCCUGUUAAUACAACCAAGGCGUCAGACACGAAACAAGAGACUCCCCCCACAUCUAGCACUCCAAGCCUUUAUAGUUAUGUUUACCAGAGGUUACUUAGCUGUUUCCUGCAGACAGACAUUGCGGCUAGUGUAUAGUAGGUCAGACACUUUUUAUGAGAAUUGCAGGUUUAUUGAGUAAAUGAGAAUGAUACGCUGACGGAAAAGAUUAGUCGCGUUUAUUAGAAAAGAUCACUGUUGGAGCGAUUAUUGACGAUGACCUUAAUCGAUUCAUACGAGUAUAUGAACAUAGCAAUGUCAAAAGCUGUGAUUGGCCGAGUAGCGCUUCGGUCUGAUGAAUACCACCUUUGUUUUAGAUAUCUAUUUAUAUUAUUUUCUGGUUUUGUAUUUUAUAUAACAAAGUUAUAGACAUCUUGUGAUUUUUAUAUUACAAUUAUAAGCAGUGCAUGCGGCAUGUACGACGAUAAAGCAACAUAGAUUCUAUAACUGGGGUUAUUAGGAAAAAGUAAUUGAGAAACUGGGAAAAAAGUUUAUUAUUUUUUUAACAGGUAUAUAAUUGAUGCCUGUGGAUUAUAUCCAAGAUAUUACUGUACUGGUGAGUCUAUAAGAAUGUUUAGUGAGCGGUCUGAAUAACAUAUGACCAAACCAAGAGGUUGUUUCUCAAUACGCCAGUUUGAUCCUUCCUACGUUAACGUAAUCAUUAAAACUCUGAUUUAUACCCAGUCGCCACAACAUGGUGAUUUAAAAAUGCACUACAAAUUGUCCAGUGCCAUUGAAAAUUUGAUUAAACGACAAUGAUAUACAAAGUACCUAUAUUAAAUGAUCGGGAUCCUUUAUGUAAUGAAGGCAAAGACAUCUGUAAAUUCAUGAACACUUGGUACAUUCUUGGUUGUAUCCGAUCACUUCGAGUUAAGGUGUAAGAAGUCAGGGAAUUAUAGGUUAUUAUUAAUGUUUACAUAUACCCUAUUUCACGCGUAUCCAUCACGUAUCUCUCUACUGAGAUGAACAGCUGAUCAACAAGUGACAUCUUUGUAUUAGUCUGUAACCGUUGGCAAUAAUGAAUCGGGUGCAAAACUAGUAACUUGCUUGUAGCCUCUUUUUUGUACGCAAAUGAACUUUUAUAAAUAAAAUACUUCAUAGCAAGUACAAAAUGAAUCUAGCAUACAAAAAACCAAUACAAUAUAUGUACGGCUUUGUCUACCUGGCCUUGAACGGAUCCGUCAGAACUAUGCCAUUUGGCGACAUGGGGAAUUUUGUAAUAACACUAAAUAAUCAGCUGUCAUUCUAUCGUAAUGGAUACUCGUGAAAAAGACUAUAUAGUACAGUAUUUGUGAUUGCCAAAACCCUCUAAUAACUUAAUAUUUGUUUCAAUAUAUCUAUUCAAUUUAUGUAACCGACAAUUUCUCUUGUAAGUUUUUCUUAUCAUUCAUUUUAUUUAGACGUUAAAUGUAAUGCUCAUCACCUGUAAUUCUCGUUCAUCAUAGUAAUGAAGAAUAUUAUCAUGUAUGGUCGUCACUUGCAUUUUGUAGACGAAAUAACGAAUAGCUCAUCAACUGCCAUUUCAACCUGUAUAUAUUUAAUUAUGUGUACAUAUAUAUUUCUGAUUAGACGCUAUAUUUUUAAUAUUUUUAUUGGAUAUGAAUAUGAUUGUAAUUGGUAGUCUGUGUUAUGGUAUAUACGUUACUUGAAAUUUAUAUACAUAUAUCUACGUUGGAAAGUCUUAAUUUGUUGUGUUUUUAGUUAAGAAUCAGCAGUUUUGUCCUUUGAUUAGUUUUAAUGAGGUAGUACAGGGUGAUUUUGAAUAGAAUGAAGAAAUUCUUUCUUAUUUAUAAAAAAAGUAAAUAGCCCUUGAGUGACACUGUAUAAAUCAAAGAAAUUUUGACAGCUUUGAUUGCCAGAUACCGACUAUUAAUAAUAAUAAUAGUAAUCGUCUUCAAUGAAACUGUUCAACUCCAUACAGAAAAAAAAGUUGCAAAUGGUGGCAAUCAAAAACAAAAAAAUAGAUAAAUAUUUACGGUAUGUACACAAAUCUUCUCAAAGCAUUGUAUAAAACUGCAGCACUGUUCGUGAAAGAACGCUCUGAAAUGAAGCUGUGGAGUGAAGACGUACAGUUAUAAUAUUGUAAAAUCUAACAUGUCUAUCAUGUAUAUUCCUAAAUACCAGCAUUCCUCUCAAGUAUAUAGGCUUGGACAUACGUAUUAGUUUAUGAAUGAAUACAAGGUAAUGAUAUUUGACAAUAUUUUUAUCCGGUUUAGUUCUAUACUACCAGAAACAUUGUCAAAGCACCUUAAUCCGCAGAUGAACCAACACAAUUAUUUUGUACAAUUUGAACCUGAGUUCUAGUUGUAACAUCCAGACACGGAUAAUAUAUCAUAGUUUGAAAUGAAAAAUUGCUUUAUUACCAUAUAGUGCUCUCAGUCUCAAAUAGAUUUUCUUUAAAAGGUUAUUGACAUGACUGGACAAUAAGUUUAAAAUCGAUUAUUACGCCAAGAAUUUUAACCUCAUUAACCGGGUACAGUCUUUGAGAUCCAAUUUUAACAGCUAGUUGACUUUUAAUUCUCUUUUACGAUCUGAACAAAAAAUAUCAUUCUGGAUUUACUAGGAUUCAUUGACAGGUUGUGGUUAUUCGAAAAUUGAUAACACUUUUUAAUAUCAUGGUUUAUUGAUCUCUGCGCCAUUUUUAUUUCAUCAGUAUCAACAUAUUGAACCAGUUGAGUAUCGUCCGCGAAAUACUGGUGUUCACAGAAAUUCCCAGUCUAAUGUAGAUCCGAUUUUUAGGAAACUAGAUUUGUUAUCAUAUGACACAGACUGCGAUCGAUUUGAUAUAUAACUACGAAAAAAAGUCCAAUGCAAUUGGAUCUAUGCCAUAAUAAUUUAAAUUCGCCAUUAACUCAUGAUGUACAGGUUUCCUUCCAUAAGUAUCGGGAUUGGUUCCAAAAAUCAAAAUUUAUCACAGGUAUAAUUACAAUUUUCAAAAUACAUUCCUCCUGCAUCGAUACACUUAGUUCGGCGCGUCUGCCACUCGACAAAAGCCCGCUGGAAGUCGGUUUCCGGAAUACUGUGAGAGUCUUUGUCGUCGCCGCUUGAACAGCCUCGAUGGAGUCGAACCGAUGUCUUUUGAGAUAUCUUUUUAUUCGCGGAAACAAGAAA
Molecule: messenger RNA, 5511 nt
Organism: Acanthoscelides obtectus
Lineage: Eukaryota; Metazoa; Arthropoda; Insecta; Coleoptera; Chrysomelidae
Source: the annotation of a GenBank genome assembly